Oryzias melastigma (Indian medaka) is the source of this 1158-nucleotide messenger RNA. RefSeq names its product ankyrin repeat and SOCS box protein 3. Gene Ontology annotation, biological process: intracellular signal transduction. Gene Ontology annotation, molecular function: protein binding. The record is from RefSeq and is a predicted model, not a curated record. NCBI's taxonomy places the organism in Eukaryota, Metazoa, Chordata, Actinopteri, Beloniformes, Adrianichthyidae. Gene Ontology annotation, cellular component: cytoplasm.
AUCCUCCGGAGACUUCUGGACGUCACAGACCCUUCGUGUGGCCAAACCGACGGCAUGGUGAGUCCGCUGUACGUGGCGGUAAACAGAGGUCAGACUGAGAGUGUGGCGAUGCUCCUGAAGGCGGGCUACAGCCCUGACGCUCAGGACUGCACAUGCUCCCUGGGUCUGCACUCACCUCUCACCUUGGCCCUAUCACGCGCGUCAAGUGAAGCACUCAGGGAGUGUGUGGACCUGCUGGUGGCUGCUGGAGCUUCUCUAGAGGAGCAGGACUGGACCCAGGUCUUUGUCUCCGACAGCUCACAGCUGCUGCAGCUCGUCCUCCAGCAUCGGCGCUUCCCACAGCAUGAGUCUCCAUCCACUACGAUACAACAAGAUGGAAGGACAACGCUGAAGAUGCAGGAGCAGAGCAGCAUGCUGAGUGCCGCUCUAAGCUGCACUGGGUCGGCCUCCCUCUGGCUUCCAGUACUCCUGAGUUCAGGGCUGGAGCCGUCUGUCCUGCUUCAGCCUUGCCUGUUUGAGGAGGCGGACAGCGAGGCGUUGAACCAUCUGCUGGAGUUUAUGAACUGGACCACCUUGCCUCCUCCUCUCAGGCUCAUCCUGGACCAAAGGCGGGCAGCAAGCAGCUGGGAGCCACGCCCACAUUUCGAUUCCCUCCCCCUCCUCUCUCACAUCUGCCGGCUGCGGAUCAGAGAAAUUCUGGGACCAGAUCUUCUGAUGAGGUCCAGCACCGUCCAGCAGCUUCCCGUGCCCUCCCUGCUUCAUGACUUUCUGCAGUUCAGAGACAUCCCAGAAACUCUUCCAUCGUGACGUUAGAGCAGGACCAGAGACCCUGAAGGAUUUAUGUUCCUCCUCCUGUGUUCACACACAGAGCGACUGUGCAGAAGCUGCAGAACUCGUGUGUCUCUCAACAUGAAGGAAGUUACGCUGUUUUAUUUCUGUCCUAAAGUUCAGUGAAUGGAGAAACUUCCACACUUAAAAAUAAACAAAAUCACUCUUAAAAAUGUAAAAAAAUCAAAUUUAUUCUGAAACGACUUAAAGGUAGUUGAGUGUUAUUUAUUUAAAGGUUUUUUUUAUUCUUAAUAGUUUUUUUAUACAAAAAUAUUUACUUUGAGUUUUGUUUUGUUUUUUUUCUCAGUUGAAAUAAAACGCCUCAUCCAA